UUAGGGUCUUUCUUAACAUUCAGUGAUCUUCCACUCAAACCCACAUCAUAAAUCAUCACAAUUUUUGGUUGUUAGCUAAACAAGAAUGCAAAUGCAAUGUAUUGAGUUAAAGGCAUUGGUUGACAAGAAGAAGAAUAGGAAGAAAAUUCUGUUGAUGUUCUCUUCAGUUUCUUAACAAUCAUCAAUCUUGCUUCUAAUACGGAACCCAAAUUGAGCAAGGCUGUUUAUACAACUUGUAUCAAAGUGUUAAAAAUCUUGAUGCUAGGCUUCUCAUGCUAUUGCACCCUCCAAAUGCUGCUGCAACUCAUUGCAUAGCUCUCAAAUUGAAAAUUGAUGAUUAUGCAUUGAUUUUUUAUAAUAAAUAUUGGAGUAGACCAAACGACCGGUACCAAGUGCCAACACAAUGGAUUCAGAAUGUUGACAAACUGUACAUUUCUUCUAACUGGUCAUUUGAAAAGUUGAUUAUAUAUUGCAUUCACUCAACUUUGUUUCGCCAUUCAUUUUGGUGGUUUUACAAGAAGAACUUAAUCUUCAUCAGGUACGUACGGAGAUCAUACUUUGAAUAUUUUUCUAUAUUCUGUGUUUUAGCCAUCUGUUUAUAUAGAAAUAAGGUGAAAUGGAUUCUUACAAUUUUGGACUUCUCUUAUACUGUGUAAAGUUUGAUGAUUUUCUUACAUUUUUUUUUAUAUAUUCUUACUAUUUGAACUUCUGUAGCGCUUUUUGAUUUGAUUACCAAGGAGUAUUGUUAUCUUUGGCUGUCAUAAUUGUGUAGGUUUAUUUAAUUAUCUAAAGAAGAAUGCAAUUGAAGGGGGUAGUCGACAAGGAAAAGAAUAGAGUACUGUUUGUUGAAUCUGAUGAGGAUUUUGUUGAUGUUCUCUUUAGUUUUCUCACAAUGCCUAUGGGAGCAAUUGUUAAGCUCAUGAAUAUUGACCAACAAGCAACUAGAGUAGGCUGCAUGAACAAUUUGUAUGCGAGCAUAGAAAAACUUGAUGUUAGACAUCUGAGGACCGAGGCAUGUAGAACAAUGUUGCUACAUCCUCGGAAUGGAGCCGCAACUCUGUGCAAGGAACUAAAACUUCAAAUUCAUGAUACAGAAUCUCCCUGGCUCUUUUGUUGUGGGUUCCCUAAUUAUGGUUCUAAGUGCAAAUUGUUGAGUCAAUACGAAGGUACUAUUUGUGACUGCGGAGAAGGAAUGAACUAUCUUGCGACUUUUGUCGAGAGUCGGAAAAAGGAUGAAGUUUCUGAUUCUCAGGGUGGUGUUUUUGUUAAGCGACUCGCUAGAGUUAUGAUAAGUGAUAUAUUGCAAGUGAUGCCGCCUUCAACUACAUUGAGCUUUUCUUUGCUUUCCAAGCUUGGAGUUAUCGAUGUGACUGCCACUGAGGAGAGAACAUUUGACAUUGGAGUAGAUCAGGUUCUGAAUUUGCUGAAAAGCUCACUGGUAUCCAAGACACCCUUGACAGAUAUCUUAUUGAAGCCAAAAGAAAUACCUGAAUUAAGCAAGGAAACCUCGAAGCAACACAGUUUCUCUCUUAAAACUAAAUCAGGGGAAUACACAUCUAAAGGAAAAGACAAGAUCCUUAUUAAGCUCAUGCUGAGCAAAUCGAACAAAAAGGUUUGUUUUGCAGAGGUUGGUGAAGAUUUUGUUGACCUAUUCUUCAGCUUCCUUACCGUGCCACUUGGUUAUAUAUUGAAAGAAAUGAAUGGUGCUGCUUCAAAAGGAUGCAUCCAUCAUCUAUACAAUAGUAUUAAGUGUCUUGAUGUCGAGAAAUACUUCGAGUCAAAUGACCACAAAGAGAUUCUAAUGAGUCCCAAGAUUGCUCCUAGCUUUGGUUAUGAGAAUCAGCUACUGAGGGUAGAGACCGUUCACCCGGAAUAUUAUUAUGUGCCAGAUGAUUUUUAUCACUAUUUUUCUGCAGUCAAACCUACUAGUGGUAUAGCGAUUCCCUUAAGUGUAAAGGAUCCUAAAUUAUCUAACAAGAUUGCUAAAACUUGUGGAGGAUAUGUGAUGGGACCAGCAAUGUUUACAGUAACUGAUGAUCUGAUUGUGACACCCAUAUCCCCAAUAUCAGGAGUAUCUAUUUUAAGAAAAUUGAAGGUGCCAUUGAAUAACGUCGAGGAACGCUCUGUUUAUGUGGGCAGCGGGGAGGCUGUGCAUCUCAUGGUAAAUUCUUUUAUCUCAGAAUCUGCUUUAACCGAUACUUUCAUCUCCCAAGUACUCAAAGUUCCGAAGCAAGAAUCGUGAGCGUUUCAUCGGUCAUUAAGUGCUAGAACAAAAAGGAUGUGCUCGUCUAUGCGCAGAUUUUUGCUGUUUUGUAAUUGUUACUGAUAGAUACUACUUUUAUCAACUUACCUAGUACAAUAUAUUCAUUAUGGUAUUAAUUUAUGCUGAACUUGUCCAGAUUGCGUGUUAAUGCAUUUUUCAUGAACUUGGUGCUUUAUUCGGUUU
Mercurialis annua (annual mercury) is the source of this 2446-nucleotide messenger RNA. RefSeq lists its product as uncharacterized. The transcript has 4 exons. NCBI's taxonomy places the organism in Eukaryota, Viridiplantae, Streptophyta, Magnoliopsida, Malpighiales, Euphorbiaceae. The coding region runs from base 797 to 2242 and encodes 481 amino acids. The record is from RefSeq and is a predicted model, not a curated record.